GUCAGGGCUCGGCAGACUGACAGUAUGGCGGCGGGGUGCAGCUGGAAGGAUGCUACCGUCGCCCGUGAUGUGUCUAUCGCCGGCAGGACGUAAUUGGAGUAUUGACGACAAAAACAGAAGAGGAUUUAACGAGAAAGGCUUGUGGCCGUGAGCUCCCAAGAUGGCCAGGCUCGCAGACUACUUUUUGGUGGUCACUUACGACCUCGAGAAGAGAGUGGAGGGUGAGGGUCAGGGUCGAAUUCUCCAGCGGUUUCCUGAGAAAGACUGGGAGGACAGCCCGUUCCCACAAGGGAUAGAGCUGUUCUGUCAGCCCAGUGGUUGGCAGCUGGUUCCUGAGCGGCAGCCUGCCUCCUUCUUUGUAGCGGUUUUGACUGACAUCAACUCAGACCGUCACUACUGUGCCUGCUUCACCUUCUGGGAGGGUUUGGACCGGAGCCAGCUGCAGAAAGCUGAAGCCAACGAGGUAGAUGAGGCGGAUGAAGAGCCGGCCGUCGUCCAAUCAGCUCAGGUCUUUGCCCCCAAGAGCCUGGUGCUGGUGUCCCGACUGGACUACACCGAGGUGUUCAGGAACUGUCUGGGUCUGAUCUACACCGUCCAUGUAGAUGGCCUCUCUGCCCCCUUAGAAACAGUGAUAGGAAACCUCCUCACAUGUAUCAUCCCCAUAGCUGGAGGCUCACAGAUAAAUGAGUCCCCAGUUUGUAGUUUAGAAAAGGUUCCUCAGGUGCUGGCCUGUGACUGGCUGCUGGCCUGUCUCCAGCCGGGCCAGGAGGAGAGAGAGGAGAGUUUGAGGACUAUAACGUUAGGUGCUGGCGACCGGCAGGUCAUCCAAACCCCCAUCGAUGACGCCCUUCCUGUCAGCGGCAACAGCGUGGCCCAGCUCUUCAGACAGCUUGGUAUCGCAAACGUGCUGUGUCUGUUCUGUGCCGCCCUGACGGAGCAUAAGAUCCUGUUUCUGUCCAGCAGCUACCAGAGACUAACAGACGCAUGCCGGGGUCUGCUGGCCAUCAUGUUCCCCCUCAAAUACAGCUUCACCUACAUUCCCAUCCUGCCCGGGAAGCUUCUCGAGGUCCUGAGCACUCCCACUCCCUUCAUCAUCGGUGUCAACUCGUUCUUUCGCUCGGAGACACAAGAACUGUUGGACGUGAUCAUCGCAGACCUGGAUGGCGGCACCGUGACGAUCCCUGAGUGUGUCCACAUCUCGCUGCUGCCUGAGCCGCUCCUCCAGCAGACCCAGACUGUGCUCUCCAUAUUUUUGGAUCCUGAGCUGGAAAUCGCUGAUCAGGCCUUUCCCCCUCCCUCCACUCAACCCUCUGCACUAAAGAUCCAGGAUAAGGAGAUCCGGGGAGUUUUCCUGUGGCUGUUUGCUCGGCUCUUCCAGGGCUAUCGCUGGUGUUUACACAUCAUCCGCAUCCACCCAGAACCAGUGAUUCGCUUCCACAAGGCGGCCUUCCUGGGUCAGAGGGCGGUGUCAGAGGAUGACUUCCUCAUGAAGGUGUUGGACGGGAUGGCGUUUGCGGGCUUUGUGUCAGAGAGAGGGCCGCCGUACAGAGCCACCGACCUGUUUGAUGAUCUUGUAGCCAAUCAUGGGGAGCGGAUACGACAGGAGGAGACGUGUCCACACAAAGUGAUGAACCACGUUAAAGAGCUGGCGGAGCAGCUCUUUAAAAACGAGAAUCCGUACCCCGCUGUGGCAAUGCACAAAGUCCAGCGGCCGUCAGAGAACAGUCAGAAUCCUGCACAGAAUCAGUCUCAGUUCCCCGCGUUGGACGAUGUCGCGGUGCAACUCUUCAUCGACCACGCUGCAGCCAAACUCAAGACGGCACCCCCUGUAGUCAAAGCAGAGCUCAAAGGCAUGGUGCCGUCCGGGCCUCCGCUGGGAGACAGCGUGGACAGAAACGGCAGUGUGAUGGCCAACAGCGCCCGCAGGCUGGAAGUGGUCAGGAACUGCAUCACGUACAUCUUUGAGAACAAGAUGUUGGAGGCCAAGAAGUUGAUGCCAGCUGUGCUGCGAGCGUUGAAGGGUCGUGCAGCCCGGAUUUGUUUGACCCAGGAGCUGAACCAGCACGUCCUGCAGAACCGAGCCGUUCUGGAUGAUCAGCAAUUUGAUUACAUCGUCAGGAUGAUGAACUGCACGCUGCAGGAUUGCUCUCAUAUGGAUGAACACGGCAUCGCAGCAGCUCUUCUUCCUCUGGUCACGGCCUUCUGCAGAAAACUGGGCGCAGGCAUCACUCAGUUCGCCUACAGCUGCGUCCAGGAGCACAUGGUGUGGACCACCAUGCAGUUCUGGGAGUCCAUGUUCUACAGUGACGUGCAGAACCACAUCAGAGCUCUGUACCUGGAGACGGAAGACGGAGGGCAGCAGAACAACUUGGAGCUGCCAGACGGGUCAGCCACCGGGAGGGAAAUCAGCGCGCUGGACCUGGCUUCGGAGCAGAACCGUCUGUGGCCGACGCUCAGCAAGGAGAUGCAGGCGGAGCGCGUGCAGAAGGAGGAGAGCACCGUGUUCAGUCAGGCCAUCCACUACGCCAACAGGAUGAGCUACCUGCUGCUGCCGCUCGACACCAGCAAGAACCGGCUGCUCCGGAGCACCGGCCUCGGAGACGUGGAGAGCGUCAGCAACAGCUACGUCACAAACAGUAUUGCUGGCAGCAUGGCAGAGAGUUACGACACAGAAAGCGGCUUCGAAGACGCUGAGAGCUCUGACGUGGCCAACUCUGUGGUCCGCUUCAUCAACCGCUUCGUAGACAAAGUGUGUAACGAGAGUGGAGUGACCAACGAGCACCUGAAGGCUCUCCACACCAUGAUACCAGAUAUCGUUCAGAUGCACAUCGAGACAUUAGACGCAGUCCACCGGGAGAGUAAGAGACUGCCUCCGAUCCAAAAGCCGAAGCUACUGAGGCCUACACUCCUACCCGGUGAGGAGCUUGUGAUGGACGCCAUGCGGGUCCACCUGAUCCCCGACGGCCGCGAGGAGGCCACGGGGCUGAUGGGAGGUCCGCCUCUGCUUCCUGCUGAGGGCGCCAUCUUCCUCACCACCUACAGGCUCAUCUUCAGGGGCACGCCCACCGACCCGCUGGUGGGAGAGCAGGUGGUGACUCGAUCGUUCCCCAUCGCCUCUCUGACCAAGGAGAAGAGGAUCUCAGUCACUUUACCCAUGGACCAGUUCGUCCAGGAGGGGCUGCAGCUGCGCUCCUGCACCUUCCAGCUGAUAAAAAUCGCGUUUGACGAGGAGGUGGCGUCAGACCUGGCCGAGGUUUUCAGGAAGCACAUGCACAAACUGCGCUACCCUCAGCACGUCCAGGGCACCUUUGCCUUCACAGUGGGUCAGAGUGGGAAGCUGGUGGUGGAGCACAAGACCAAGGACAAGAACCAAUCGCUCAGGACGCUUUCUAAAAACCUGGUGAAGACUGCGAAGAGGACGAUUGGGCGUCAGCACGUGACCAGGAAGAAGUAUUCUCCUCCAACCUGGGAGAACAGGAGCAGCUUCCAGUCCGAGAUGGACGAGGAUGAAAUCUCAGUGUCAGAAGAAGUGGACCAGAGCUCCCUCACCCUCUCCUCCACCAUCCGCUCGUCCGACAGGCAGACCAUGAGCAACGUUGUGGAACGGGCCUGCUGCAGAGACUACCAGCGGCUUGGUCUGGGCACGCUCAGUAACAGCCUGACGCGCUCCAAGAACGAGCCUUUCAGGAUUUCGACCGUCAACCGCAUGUACACCGUCUGCAGGAGCUACCCCGGCCUGCUGAUCGUGCCUCAGAGCAUCCCCGAUACGACCAUCCAGAGAAUCUGUCGGUGCUAUCGACAGAAUCGUUUCCCUGUAGUCUGCUGGAGAAAUUCUCGAACGAAGGCCGUCCUGCUGCGGUCUGCAGGACUCCAUGCCAAGGGGGUGGUCGGCUUCUUCAAGUCCCCCAACGCCCCCUCUUCAGUCCCCUCUCAGGCCGACUCCACCAGCCUGGAGCAGGAGAAGUACCUGCAGGCCAUCAUCAGCUCCAUGCCUUCCUACAGCGAGAGCAGCGGCAGGAACACGCUCAGCGGCUUCACCUCCACACACAUGAGCACCUCAGACUCGUCUGAUAAGCUCAGGCAGCCCAAGAUCGGCGCUCUGAUGAAACAGGUGAUGGGAACGAAGGAGGACUUACCUGGAACGUUCAGCAGAGGAGCUCUGGGUCAAAGGGCGAAAGUCAUCUCCCUCUCUCAGCCCAAAGUGUCUGGCAAGGCCAGGAACCCUCCUAGAGGUAAAUGGGGCAGUAUCAGAGGUAGCGGGCGUCUAAGUGCCUACAACCCAGACGUGGGGACGCGUCUGGCAGGGAAGGAGUCUCCGCAGCCCAACGGAGGGCCGAGCGAGGCGCUGUUCCUCCGCCAGCAGAAGGCCUACCUGUACAUCAUCGGGGACAAGGCCCAGCUCAAGGGUGGGAAGCAGGACUCGUUCCAGCAGUGGGAGGUGGUUCCCAUUGAGGUGUGUGACGUGCGGCAGGUGAAGAACAGUUUCAAGAAGCUGAUGAAAGCCUGUGUGCCGAGCUCCUCGACCUCUGACCCCAACAUGAGCUUCCUGCGCUGCCUGGAGGACUCUGAGUGGAUGGCUCUGCUGCACCGAGUGCUGCAGGUGUCGGUCCUGGUGGUGGAGCUCCUGGAUACAGGGUCGUCGGUCAUGGUGAGCCUGGAGGACGGAUGGGACGUCACCACACAGGUGGUGUCUCUGGUGCAGCUGCUCUCGGACCCGUACUACAGAACAUUUGACGGCUUCAGGUUGCUGGUGGAAAAGGAGUGGCUGUCGUUCGGGCACAGAUUCAGCCACCGUGGAGCUCAGACGCUGGGUAGCCAGAGCAGCGGAUUCACCCCGGUCUUCCUGCAGUUCCUUGACUGCGUGCAUCAGAUCCACCUUCAGUUCCCCAUGGAGUUUGAGUUCAGUCAGUACUACCUGAAGUUCUUGGCCUACCACUACGUGUCCAACCGCUUCCGCACCUUCCUGCUGGACUCGGACUACGAGCGCAUCGAGCUGGGUGUGCUGUACGAGGAGAAAGGAAGUGAGAGGAAGAGCCCUCAGGUGUGUAAGUCUGUGUGGGACUACAUCGACAGGCUGAACAAGAAGACGCCAAACUUCUACAACUACAUGUUCGCCCCUGAAGACGAGGAGGUUCUGCGGCCGUACACCUUCAACUCCAACCUGAAGGUGUGGGACUUCUACACAGAGGAGACUCUGUCGGAGGGCCCGUCCUACGACUGGGAGCUGAGGGGCCGGCCGGAGCGUGUCGUGGAAGAGACGCCGGAGAAACCAGAUAGCAGCGGGCCCAAAUCGCAGAGGCACAUCGUGUGGCCGUGCUACAACAGCCUGAGCAAGGCGGUGCCCGACGCCAUCACCAAGCUGCUACAGGACCUGCAGAGUCUGGAGGCGGAGCUGGGACAGACGUCGGAGAAGUGGAAGGACACGUGGGACAAGAUCAAGACCACGCAGAGAACCGAGACCAAACUGGAGAGCAAGCCUUCCUUCUCCAGCUCGUUGCUAAUGUCGUCCAACCUGAGCCACCAGCGGCGCUCUCAGGGUGUCUACCUGCAGGAGAGCAGCGUGGGAUCCUCCAUCAACCUGGCUCUGGACUGCGAGGCCAGCGCCACCUCCACGCCUGUCGCGGGCCGGCCCAGCACCAGCACGCUGUACAGCCAGUUCCAGAGCACAGAGAGUGAGAACAGGAGCUUUGAAGGAAUCCUCUACAAGAAAGGGGCGCUGUUGAAACCCUGGAAACCACGAUGGUUCGUCCUGGAUAAAACCAAACAUCAGCUGAGAUACUAUGAGACCCGGCAGGACAAGGAGUGUAAAGGAGUGAUCGAGCUGGCCGACGUAGAGUCUGUUAUUCCAGGAACACCCGCCAUGGGAGCACCCAAAAACAUUGAUGAGAAAGCCUUCUUUGAUCUCAAGACGACAAAACGAGUGUACAACUUCUGUGCCCAGGACAGCCUGAACGCUCAGCUGUGGAUGGACAGCGUUCAGAGCUGUCUGUCAGACGCCUGAGGAGGAGGCAGGACUCUUGAAGGAGCGAAUGAGCAGAGCUGCAUCACCUGACGGACACCAGAGAGAGAGGACGGGGAACUCUCGCCCUCCAGCUCUGCUCGGCUCCGUCUGCUAGUAUUGAACUAAUAACCUUUGCGUCACCAUGUUUCAGUGUUUUUGUUAUAAAAUGAGAAAAAGAAGAAAAAAACGUCCCUGAAGAACCACUCGCUGUCGUCUCACAUGUAGCUGCAGCCUCUCCACCCCCCACAGUCUGACGGUGUGUGUGCUGGAUGUCUGUGUGCGCACAGUAACCACGCAUAUGAAGCACGUGAUGCAUCUGCAGCUCGGACCAGCAUGAAGAUCUUUCCAGACCCUCCACCUGUAACCUCCUCCCCCUCCGACUAACCCCACCCGCCCUUUCAGACGCUCCAGGAGGAAUGACGGAGGAGCUGCAGACGUCCCAGCCGCACACAGACUCCUUAGACUUUCAGAGACGGAUCUUAAAGAUCACCUGGUGGAUCGACAGACCAAAACAACCCUCGCUGCCUGAUGUCGCCCAAACGCAGGGACACGAGGAGGAGGGGGGGCUCCUUAACGGCUCAUGAAGGAUUUCCUUUUAUUGUUUUCUUUUUUCCAAAAUCUCAAAUUUGUACCAGAAAGAGAUCAACGCCCAUCACGCCGUCUUAAGCACGGCGUGAUGAUUAAAUACUGUGAAAGCCAUGAUUCGCUCGUUCAGAUCAAAGCAGGAGAGGCGCUCAGAGGUCGCAGUCUGUCAGGUAUUCUGAGUGCGUCGUCGGCGAGCGUUCACUGAGAGUGUUUACAAAGUAGACCGAUACUUCCCUCACUAAGCUCAACUCUUCACGCCUGUGUGUGUUUAAUCCGUACGACCACUCGAACAUUCAGAUUAUUUCAAGGGAUGCUGAAGGAAAAAGGAGGGAUUUAUUUUGUAGCGGUUUCUUUAAAAACAGUUUAUAGAAGGAGCUCUGGAAGGUGAAGAAGAAGAAGGGGAGGGAGACGUGUGAGUAGAGUGAAGCUUUAGAGUGAAUACAGAGUUUUAAAGAGGCGACUCAAAGAAGAGCUCCGAGGGACGAAGAAGUGAAGUUUGUUAAAGGAGGACGUGGAGUCGUUCCACUUUGGCUUCGGGUCACGCUACAUUUGCACUCAGAGAAACAGGAACAAACACUCUUCAUCACUCGGGGUGGAUCACUUUAACUCUCUGGACACCUCCAGUUCAGGAUGCAACACUUAAGAUAAGAUCGACAUUUCUUCAGAUCAGCAGAAAAAGAAAGGAGACCGAUUCAGCCGCUGCUUUCACACCGUAACAGUUUUGUCCACCACCUUCUCACCUCUAUCUUUAUAAUCCUCCAUCUUUAGACUUUGCAGUGAGGUGUGAGUUGCCUUCACCCACACAUUAUAUUUCUGAUAGACGCGUUCAAAGUCGAUCUGCACUCUGCAGCAAGAAGAAACCGAGCCACACAUCUGAACCAACGGUGACUCUUUUAACGUCUAGAUCAGCUCCUGGAAGAGGACUUUUUACAUCUUACACAGAAAUAUGUUCCUCUUAAGAUAAAGCAGGAGGAUUAGUUUAGUCAGGAAACACAAUCUAUGCAAGAGCAGGACAAGAUCAGAAGUUCACGAGGACCAGGAGAAGUGUAAAUUCCUCACAGGAGCUUUAAGAUCCAUAAAAAUCCAAGAAAACAAAACUUAAAAUGAUGAAAUAAAAGUUCAUACAUCCAAAGAAGAAAACCAGGAAGAGCAACUCUUGCAGAUCUUUUACAAAUGAAAUAAGACAAACUAUUGUUCCUCUGCAUUUUUAAUCUCUAUCCAGAGUUUAUUGAUCAGCUGAUCAGCCGGCAUGAAUAAGAAAACCAGCCGGCUGUUUGAGUGAGAGUGAGCUUCGUACCGUUUCAUCCGUAGAAAACAAAGCUAGCUCAUGUGAAGGAGACGAUCUAGUUCUGAGUGCAAACAUAGCGUGACCCUUCCGCCUGACUCCUCCUUUAACACAGCUGACGCUGGGAGUGUGUGUCAUAUUCAAAGGUCUCGCCACCUUCACGUGUUCUCGCCGUGUGCGGAUCAGACGCGGGUCAGACUCAAAGCUUCCUCUCAGACGAGUCGGCAGCACGUUCACCUGAAGGUCUCAAACAUCACGUCACUUUUUUUAUACGUUAUGUUGGUUUUCGUUAAACUGCCCCCCCCCCCCCCCCCCACACACACACACACACCUGUAUUCACCCCCCUCCUCCACACACACACAAACCACUUGCGUUAACAAAACCUGCUCUGUAAAAUACGGUUCUACUGCUGUCUUUGUUGAACAUAAAAUUUGAAAUUGUAGAUUUUUGUGUCUAAUAACUCAAACUUUGUAUAUACUACUCCAGAUUUGUAUGUAACGUUUAUGGUAGUAAUUUAUUUAACUUGUCUCCUCAGUAAGAAAGUUCCUCAAGCACCACUUUAUUUUGGAUUAGGAAUUCAAUGUGCCAUUUGUUUAUUUUCUGUAUUAAUGUGACUAAUGCUUUUUUUUUUUAAACCCUCGAUGUCUUCUCGCUCUCUCUUUCUUUUUUUUCUUUUUUUCGGUAACAUCGUCUUUACUCGUCACCAUUCAUGCAGGAGUGGAGACGCUGUGUGAGCGGACGCUGAGGCCUGUGGGCUGUUUUUAGUAAGGUUGGAUUUGACUGUGUUGCUCACCCACAGUGGAGGGAUGUUCUGGAUGAAGAGUGCAGUCACAAUAAAUCUCAAACACGUUGAGUUCGCCUGCUGCGAGUCUUAACGGUGAUUCUGAUGUUUACUCUCAGAAACAACGGCCUGUUUGUUUCUUAGAUUUGGAACUGCUCCUUUAGUUUGCUCCAGAGUCAAAGAACAUCCUCUUAAAGAGUCUGUUUCACCGCUGACGGACUGAUGUCUGCUUUUCUGACAACACUGAAGAUUCAUGCACACAGAAACAAACCGAAGAGAGUUAUUUCAUCUCUUUAAAGCCGCCUCACUUCAUUCACAGAAUCAGCUUUGUACCCAGGAGUUGCUCGUCUAUCGCUGCCUCCAGAAAGUCAGAAUUUGAUCCUUAUAAGUUUCUUUAUUUUGUGGCUUCGGUGUUUAAAGAAGGUUAAUUCUAAUCUAACAGAACUUGAUGGAUCCACAAGCUACAGAUUUAUAACUUCUGAUUUGAAAAGCUGAAUAAUCUGCAACACGGCUCGUUUCAAAGCCACCAAACGACGUCUUUGGAGUUGCUCGUGCAUCUGUCUGGACUCAUGAGCUUUAUUUGUGUUCCUAAGAGGUGCACAAGUAUUCCUCUGUACCUGAAAUAACAUUUAAAAACACGCUAUCACAAUAAAACACGUGGAGGCCGCAGCAGAGCAGCAACUUCCUGUUUUCUGUCCCUGCUGUUUUUGUGAAUGCAGUUUGGAUCCUUUCUGUAACUGUUUCAGAAAUUUCAGAUCACUCAGCGGUAAAAUCCAACCUUUAAAGGACGAACUUUAACACAAGUUUGUUAGACCUCAAAGUGUCUCUCUGUGACGUCUUCACUGCCAUCGUUCAGCGAGCAGAGACUCGUCGUGGAGCAGCGUCAGAUUCUGUGUUUGUGACUGUAGUCCACAUCCAGUCGGACCCCGCUCAUCUUUUCACUCGUUUACUCAUCUCGCUGUGGUAUCGCUCUUAAACAGAAACAUUAACCACAUCAGUAAGACAUAAUCCUUUUAUUUAUUUUCUUCUUUUUUUAUUAGAAAUGAUUUUCUGAGCCGGGUUAUGUUGUCAAUCAUGUCAAUAUAGUUUUUAGUUCCAAAUAAAAACUGUGGGUUUAAAUGUUUCAA
Messenger RNA from Notolabrus celidotus (New Zealand spotty), 9780 nucleotides. RefSeq names its product SET binding factor 1 (gene sbf1). The transcript has 43 exons. The record is from RefSeq and is a predicted model, not a curated record. Lineage: Eukaryota; Metazoa; Chordata; Actinopteri; Labriformes; Labridae. The coding region runs from base 161 to 6001 and encodes 1946 amino acids.